Trichomycterus rosablanca is the source of this 1044-nucleotide messenger RNA. RefSeq names its product gap junction protein alpha 4 (gene gja4). Gene Ontology annotation, cellular component: connexin complex. The record is from RefSeq and is a predicted model, not a curated record. The transcript has a single exon. Gene Ontology annotation, biological process: cell-cell signaling. NCBI's taxonomy places the organism in Eukaryota, Metazoa, Chordata, Actinopteri, Siluriformes, Trichomycteridae. Gene Ontology annotation, molecular function: gap junction channel activity. Bases 1 to 1044 code for a protein of 347 amino acids.
AUGUCAAGAGCUGACUGGGGUUUUUUGGAGCGCCUGCUAGAGGAAGGUCAGGAGUACUCAACCAGCAUAGGACGUGUGUGGCUCACUGUGCUUUUUCUCUUUCGUAUGCUCGUUCUGGGCACUGCAGCAGAGUCUGCAUGGGACGAUGAGCAACUGGACUUUAUCUGCAACACCAAACAGCCAGGCUGUGAGUCUGUCUGUUACGAUAAGGCUUUUCCUAUCUCACAUUUCCGGUACUUUGUUCUGCAGGUCAUCUUUGUCUCCACACCCACUAUUUUUUAUUUCGGAUAUGUGGCUCUUAGGGGCCGCCAGGAGGCAAAGUCGGAGAGUGUGGAAGAGGAGCGUCAUGAGAGACCAAAGGUUAAAAAAUCCACUGAGAUGAAUCUAGAGGUGAUACAGGAAGAAGAUGAAAAUGAAACAAAAGAAGUAAAGAAAACGAAACUUCCAAAAGGUCCUCCUAGACUUAAAGGGAAGCUACUGGGGGCAUACGCCACCAGCUUAGCCCUGAAAGUUGUACUCGAGGUGGGCUUCAUUGUUGGACUGUGGUUUCUCUAUGGAUUUGUAGUUCCAGCCAAAUAUGAAUGCCAGAGAAGCCCCUGUCCCCACACGGUAGAUUGCUUUGUCUCCCGGCCCACCGAAAAGACAAUCUUCACAAUAUACACUCAAAUUGUUGCUGCCAUUUCUGUGUUACUGAACAUUGUGGAGCUAUUUUACCUUCUUCAGUUGGCCAUCACACACCACCUGGAGAAGAAGUACCAGAACCAGGAACUAGUAAUAGCAAAGUCUCAGACAAAAUUGCAACCGAGUGAGCUUCAGGAUCCAACAUACCAGAACGGGCAUCCUUUACCCUUUGAAAGAAAUGACAGCUAUACCCAGUCUACUGUUGCACAGACGGAGACGGACCAUGCUGACAACACACUUCCUUCAUAUGUAAACUGUAUUGGUGUCAGGACUCAUAGAGGUUACCACCACAAACAAAUACGCACCAAACACAAUAAGAGUAAUUCUACUGAGAAACACUCUACAGAAAAACAUUAUGUGUAA